CUAGAAUACCAUUCUACAGAGGAAACAGCCCCAGAGGAAUUAAGAUAAGUACAGAGUACUGCCUACUCCACACUAAUAUCUACUAGAAACUCAGAACUCAAGCUGCACUGUCAUUACAUACACUUCUUUCCGUGAUUUACCUAAGUCAGGCUGUCAAUCCCUUAUGGGCCAAUCUCAAUCCACAAAUUUCCAGGAUAAUGCAUAUUCCACUGAACCUUUGUCCAAAGAGAGGAAAGAAGAUUAUUAUGAACUCCUGGGGAUACAACAUGACGCUUCCACAGACGAAAUAAGGAAAGCAUACAAAAGAAAAGCUCUUGAGCUGCACCCGGAUAAAAACUAUGGCAAUGUCGAAGCUGCAACGAAACUGUUUGCAGAAAUUCAAACUGCAUAUCAAGUUCUUUCAGAUCCUCAAGAGCGCGCAUGGUAUGAUACUCACAAAGAUGCAUUCUUGAGUCGCGAUGAGCAGCCAAGUAGUAGCGAAUACUGCUAUGAUAGCCGUAUGACAACCUCUGGUGACAUCUUAAAGCUGUUCUCCAAGUUCAGUCCUCGAAUGGAAUUCUCGGAUUCUCCAUCUGGAUUCUUCGGCGGCCUUCGAGCGGUAUUUGCCCGGCUUGCUCUCGAGGAAGAAAUGGCAUGUCGCGCAGACAAGUUGGAGUUUGUCGCCUAUCCGACUUUCGGGUCACAAAGUGAUGCUUUUGAAGACGUCGUACGGCCCUUCUAUACCGUCUGGAGUAGCUUUUCAACCAAGAAAUCUUUCGCCUGGAAAGAUAUUUACCGGUAUUCCGAGGCUCCAGAUCGUCGCGUGCGCAGAUUGAUGGAGAAAGAAAAUAAGCGGUUAAGAGAGGAAGGUAUCCGCGAAUUCAACGAAGCUGUCAGAUCGCUUGUGGCCUUUGUUAAAAAGAGGGAUCCGCGCUAUAAAAGAGGCAUCCAAAGCGAAGCGCAGCGCCGGGAGCUCCUCCGUCAAACUGCCGCUGCACAAGCUGCUAAAUCAAGAGCAGUAAAUCAAGCAAAGCUGCGUGAGCAUGUUCUACCUGAUUGGGCGAAGUCAGAAGAGGCUGAGGAAGAGAAUCCGGAUAGUUCGGGAUCUGAACUUGAGCAGUUCGAGUGCAUCAUUUGCCGGAAGGCUUUCAAGAGCCUGAAUCAAUUCAACGCACAUGAACGUAGCAAGAAACACGUCAAGGCCGUCAAACAGCUUCGCUGGGAGAUGAGAGCAGAAAACGAGUCCCUCAAUCUUGACCAGUAUAUGGCGCCGUACAGCGACCAUGCUCAGCUAGAGCAAUGCAACGACGACUCCGCAGCUUCCUCCUCCAGUCAUGAAGAGAGUGGCAAGGUCCAAUGUGGACGCAAUGCUGAUGCUGAUCAAAACAUUGCACCCAUCAUGGAUGACACGCAAGAGGAAAGUGGUCGCGAAUUCACGGAAGCUGAUACCAUAUUUCCUGUGACACAUGCUAGCCACGAAUCGAGCGCAACCAUUCUCAAUCCCACGGGCUCGGACGAUGUCUCUGAGAGGGCAGAUGAUGCUGUUGAUUUACUAUCUCAACAAUUUUCAGCCUCCGCCUUGGGUCAGAGUCAAUCGACUGAAAUCAAAAAGAUAGGCAAAGCCAAACAGAAACGCGCUCGAAAGGCGGCUCAGCAGGCUCUGGGUCACUCUCCCGGAUUGAUUUGCACCACUUGCAACGCUGCAUUUCUAUCCAAAACUCAGCUUUUUGCACACUUGAGGAAGUAUGACCAUGCCCAGCCGCCAAUAAGGUAGCAAAGACUAGCAUUUGAACAAGCCCUUUUAUGAACUAGGUGACUGUUAUUGAUCUUUAGCCACCCGUUCCCUCAUCCGUGUCGUAGUGAAAGGAGUGAUGUGGACGUAGAUGUCUCAAACAUCAUGGUUUU
Messenger RNA from Aspergillus novofumigatus IBT 16806, 1884 nucleotides. Its product is annotated as putative C2H2 finger domain protein. The transcript has 2 exons. NCBI's taxonomy places the organism in Eukaryota, Fungi, Ascomycota, Eurotiomycetes, Eurotiales, Aspergillaceae. Gene Ontology annotation, molecular function: nucleic acid binding; zinc ion binding. The coding region runs from base 164 to 1753 and encodes 529 amino acids. The record is from RefSeq and is a predicted model, not a curated record. Gene Ontology annotation, cellular component: cytoplasm.